Molecule: messenger RNA, 2356 nt
Organism: Fundulus heteroclitus (mummichog)
Lineage: Eukaryota; Metazoa; Chordata; Actinopteri; Cyprinodontiformes; Fundulidae
Exons: 4
Coding region: 279-1373 (364 amino acids)
Source: RefSeq, a predicted model, not a curated record
UCAAGAUCAUACAAGCUGCUCCUGAUAUUGUUCUGAGUUUCGUUGAAAGUGUCCCAUCUGAUUUGAGUGACUUAGACACAAGCCUUGUCUCACAAAACACUGAUACAGAUGACACAAUCAUACUCAGCCGCAGCUCCUCUGACAGUGAGGGACUAAGAAAAGAGCCAUGGCCAAAGGAGUUCAUUAUCCCGCCCUUCUCCCUUGAAACAGAAGGUCAACUUCAGAGGGGGAAUUCAGAAUAUGCACAUAACCAAACCAGACUGACUCCUUCAUCAAAAAUGUUGUCCGACAUACUGGAAAGAUUGGCAGAGAAGAUUUUUUCCUACAAGGCGUACCCCACUGAUGCAGACCUGAGUGAUGUUGCAGAGGCUCUGACGAGGAAACAUCCCUGCCUGAGACAACCAGACUCCUUCAAUGAGAGUUAUGGAUGGAAACUGAAGCUGAAGAGCAAGAUGUGCAACUACCGCACUCAGCUGAGGUCACAUGGACUUUCGUCUGAGCUGAUGGUGAACACACUAAAAUCCAAAUCACGAGAAGAUGCUGCUCCCUUUCCAGCAAAGAAUGUGAAAAAGGCAAGAAGAGGUGAGACCAAUUACUAUCCUCAGCCCAGUGGAGACAGUCCAGAAAACCUUGAGCAAGAAAGAGUGUCUCUUCUGACCGAAAUAAAGAUAAGAAACAAUGAGAGAACCGUACGGGAGAAGAUGGCCAGGACUUUUCAGUUCAGGAGGCAAGAGAUUGUGGAUCAGAAGCCAACCAUCGAGAACCUCAUGGAAAGAUGGCCAGCUUUAUUUCAGAUGGAAGAGGUUGAUGCAGAGUUUCUGCGGGUUACUGCAGUUCCCCUCCUGACCAGAUUUAUGGCGCACCUGGACAAGCACUCCCCACAGCUGCUGAAGAUCUUCAGAAAGAAAGGAGGGACCACUAAAGCAAAGACUGCCACGAUCCUGGAGUUUCUUGACCAGGGUGCUGAUGCAGAUAUCAGAAGGGAGUGUAUCCUCAAAGCCCUCAUCAUCUACCUGGGAGAACGUGUUGAGGACCUAAUAAAGGAAUACAUGGUCUCCCAGAAAGAUCAAGCCGAGCAGGAGCUCGAGAGGACCACCAUGGCAGUCUUCGUCUUCAGAGAGAAUUCAAGCCUUCUACAGCAGCCCCAAGACGUUGGGAUUGUCAUUGAUGGUGUGGAAGUCCUCAAUGAGUUGCCUUCUAUUGCAGCUGGGGUGGUAAUGCUCUUUGGACUUUGCUAUGCUCUUAACAUGGAGUAUCCACAGGGUUUCAGGUUCACUUUUGAGGCCCUUCAGAAGAUCCUAAUGGAGCUUGGUUCCAACAAGAUGACUUCCAAGAUUCGCAAACUCAGUAGUGAACUCAAAACUGCGCAGUAGUGCACAUUUGUGUGUGCUUAGUGUGUGCAUGUAGUUGCCACUGGCUUCUAUUGCUGAGUUAGACCACCUCAGCAGGACUUUGAUAUACAGGCUCACAGGGGCACUUAAAUUGAGUGCUUUAGUUGGAAUUUUGGUUCUUUUCAAUAUGAUGUUAAGUAAGAUGACACUCCUUCCAAGAAAUUAGCAAAUAUGUCAUUCAAAGUUAAGCUGUGUAUGUAAAGUACACAACAAUGAGAACACUCCUUUUCAAAAUCAACAUUUUGAACAACAUAUCAAUGAGCACACACGUUAUUUCCAAAAUGUGUAGAGGUAAAAAAAAUUCUGAGCUUACAACAGAAAAGUAAGGUUAAUACAUCAACACAACUUAACAAGAUGAGGAGUCAGAUGGGAGCUCAACAGAUGUUCCAUAAAACUUACUCCAUACACAUUUUUGGAAAUAACUUGUGCACUCACUUAAAUAUUGUCAAUUUUACUAUUCAACAGGUGUGUACAUUAUCGCUGUGCAUGGUACAUUGAUAUAGCCCGUAGUUUCCGCCGGCUUCUAUUAAAGAGACCAAUGUCCGUGCAUAGUUGCAUAGUGUUGGUUGCAAAGGGUUUUUGUUGUGGAGUGCUGUCGCCAUUUAAUGUUGUGCUCUGAGUUCAGAGUAUUAAGUAUUUUCUGAUUGUUAGAGAGGCAACACUCCUUAAGCAAUAAAUACCUAAUUUCAUUAAAGUUCAGAUCAGAUAAGCUUGUGGCCCAUUAAUGUGCUUUCCAUCUUUUUAAUUGUGCUUGGUAAGCCAUCUGUUGUCCUUUAUGUCAUUGCUCUGAUGUGGAGCAACAAUGACCUGUUUGUUUAUCUAAACAUGCUGCCACUUUUUUUUUCCUUCUCCUUUUUUACAUGUGAGCAACAAAUGACUUUGGAAAAAACUGUUGCUCGAGUGUGCUAGGUGUAAUGUGAGUGAUGCAAAUUGUUUUUGAUUCAAAUUAAACGAAAUAUAAAAAA